Messenger RNA from Metarhizium acridum CQMa 102, 1284 nucleotides. It is a transcript of the gene PKP2, whose product is annotated as Plastidial pyruvate kinase 2. Gene Ontology annotation, molecular function: pyruvate dehydrogenase (acetyl-transferring) kinase activity. Gene Ontology annotation, cellular component: mitochondrion. NCBI's taxonomy places the organism in Eukaryota, Fungi, Ascomycota, Sordariomycetes, Hypocreales, Clavicipitaceae. The record is from RefSeq and is a predicted model, not a curated record. Gene Ontology annotation, biological process: regulation of glucose metabolic process; protein phosphorylation.
AUGUUCUCCGCCGCGCUGUGCAAGACCGGCAAACGGUGCGGAUUGAGCCGCGGCGCCGUGCUCGCAGCAGCCAGAAGCCCAGUCACCGGGCCGGAAUGUACAUCACCGUCGCCUUCACCAAUCUGUCGACGACAUGGGCAACAGCAGCAAUCGCGCAAAGCCAGCAACGGCGCCUGGAGGCCUGUAUCUGUUCUGGACGAAAUAGCACAUCGUCUCCGAGACAUGCAACAGCUGCCCUACGUCGUCGUAACCAAUCCGCACAUCAGCGAAGUCUACGACCUAUACUACAAGGCAUUUGACCAAUUCCGCAAACUAAAAGAAAUCAAGACCCUAGAGGACAACGAUAGACUGUGCGACAUUAUCCGCCACAACCUCAGGAGCCACUUGACCGUGAUCCCCAAGCUGGCAAUGGGCAUCCUCGAGUGCGGCGGGCUCAUGGACCCCCAAGAACUCGACAAAUUCAUGAACACCAUUCUCAGAUCCCGAAUAUCCCGCCGCGUCAUUGCCGAGCAACACCUCUCCCUCACCGAAACCUUCAACUCGCCCUACUUCUCGCCCGGCGCGAAGCUCUCCGAGUCCGACUUCAUCGGCGAGGUCUUCAUCAAGUGCUCCGCCAAGGAUGUCAUCACGCGCUGCGCCAAAGCCGUCACGGCCCUCGCCCGCUCCACCAACGGGCCCGACGCGCCCAUCCCCGAGGUCAACGUCGUCGGCCACCUCGACGCCAGCUUCCCCUACAUCCUAAGCCACAUCGAGUACAUUGUCGGCGAGCUCCUCCGCAACUCGGUCCAGGCCGUCAUUGAGCGGCACCAGAAGCAGCCGGACCCCUCGUCGCCCCCUCCCCCCGUCGAGGUGACCAUUUGCGAGGCCCAAGAACACGUCAUAUUCCGCAUAUCCGACCGCGGCGGCGGCAUCCCCCGCGCCGAGCUCCCCUACCUGUGGUCCUUCUCCAAGGGGCCGCAGUCGGCCAAGCACCUCGAGAAUCUCGGCCAGGUCCCCCGCAUGGCCGCUACAAUGGAGGAGCUCCACGUCCAAGACGAGCUGGGCCGCGCCGACCUCAAGGCCCCCGCCGCCUACCAGAGCUCCCUGUCCUCCCUGACCAGCCGGCCUCCCAACCUGCGCCUGGGCAUGGGCCUGCCGCUGAGCAGAGUAUACGCAGAGUACUGGGCCGGCAGUCUGAAUCUGCACAGUCUGGAGGGAUACGGCGUGGAUGCGUUCCUGCAGAUAUCCAGACUGGGCAAUAAGAAUGAGCAGCUCGUUACAAGAGCAAGCAUGGACUCUGUCUAG